AGGUACCAGAUCGUCUGGAUCGACAGCGGGCACCGGGUCAUCUGGCGUUGGAUCGUCUGGCUCGACAGCGGGCAUCGGGUCACCAGGCAUGACAGCGGGCACUGGGUCAUCAGGUACCGGAUCGUCUGGAUCGACAGCGGGCAUCGAGUCAACUGGCCUAAUAGGAUCAUCGGGCUGGAUCAGUUCAUCAGGCUGGGUAGAAACAUCAGGCUGGGUAGAGACAUCAGGCUGGGUAGAGACAUCAGGCUGAAUGGAGGCAUCAGGCUUAAUGGAGGCAUCAGGCUUAAUGGAGGCAUCAGGCUGGGUAGAGGCAUCAGGCUGGGUAGAGGCAUCAGGCUGAAUUGUGGACGGCAGGCUGACCGGUUUGGAUACUGGCAGGAUGGUAUUGGUUGGAAAGAACUUUCACCUUUUCCUGGUUUUAGUUACCGGAGCACCGUAAGUAAGCGCAGGUUUGUAAACGGAUGGAGCAGCUGGAGACAGAGAAGAGCUGGAGGAUGGAACAGGGGAGGGAACAGUUGCUACAGAGGGCUUCUUUACAGGGUUAAAAGCAGGAUAGGUGCAGUGAGUGGGAACAGGGUACUGACAUGUGGUAGAUAGCAGGGUAUACUGGGCUGUAACUGGAGGUGCUGUUGGGAAUGCAGGAAUAGAGCUUUGAAGAAAUAGAUUAGAAGCAGGACUGGGUUUUUGCAAGCUGACUGAGGCUGGAUGUAACAAGUCUGUCCAUGUCUGCAGUAUGGGUUGAACAAAGCUCAGCUUACACAAAGCCUGUCUGACCAAAGACUGCACUGCGUUUAUACAAUCCCUUAAUACCUGUGGUGAACAUGCAGCAUAAUGCUCCAAGAAGCAAUCCACAUCAUCCUCUAAUAACCAUACCAGGGACUCUACCUGGUCUGCACUAAAUGGUGGCAAAAAGUCAUUCCUGCUUUCAGGGGUACCAGAUGAAGCCAACUCUACACAAACCUGAAUCAAAGGUUGCACCUCAGAGAACUCUGUGCCCUGAUCUACUAGAACAUGAGCGAUCCGUAUACAUUCUAGUAGUUGAUCCCGGGUAUACUCCUUCAGAGCCUGAUAAGCAUAUUCUCUGUCAUCAAAAACCAGCAGAGAUAAAUACACAACCUCAUCCAGAUCCAUCCUUCCCA
Messenger RNA from Staurois parvus, 1139 nucleotides. NCBI's taxonomy places the organism in Eukaryota, Metazoa, Chordata, Amphibia, Anura, Ranidae. The record is from the annotation of a GenBank genome assembly.